Molecule: messenger RNA, 2670 nt
Organism: Gilbertella persicaria
Lineage: Eukaryota; Fungi; Mucoromycota; Mucoromycetes; Mucorales; Choanephoraceae
Exons: 9
Coding region: 17-2281 (754 amino acids)
Molecular function (GO): guanyl-nucleotide exchange factor activity
Source: RefSeq, a predicted model, not a curated record
UUUAUCUGCGUAUACCAUGUCCAACUAUUUAAAAGAACUAAAGACAAAACUUCAAAAAAUGGAAGAAGGCUACCCUCAUCAAUGGAAACUGAUAAAGGAAACAUAUAUACCUGAACCCAAAGAAGAAAUCAAUCAUAGCUUAGAAUUUUAUGAUAAAAUUACUCGACAAACAACAAAGCCAUUGUGUCAAAAUAUAGACUUGAUUGUACCAUCAGAAAACAGAACACAAAGUCAACAAAUUCAAUUGGAGCAGUUUUUGAACAUUAUAGGCACAAAACUUGACAAGCAAAGGUCGUUUAUUCAAGAGACACAAGAACCUAUUCAGGAUACAUUGAUAACCAAGAAAUUUAUAAGAAAUGACGAAAAAAGACAUUUUCGAAUUCAAGAAUUCAUCAAAACAGAAAGAUCGUAUGUUGACACAUUGCAGACCAUUGUAAAGCAUGUUGUUAGACCCCUUCGAGCCAACAUGAAUCAAAAGACUGCUAUUCUCAACACAUUCAAAUGCCAAAAGAUUUUCUUGAAUAUAGACCAAAUAGCCAUUGUCAAUAAAGACUUCUUGGCAGACCUGGACUCUAUGAAUGAUAAUUUCGGUGAAUUAUGCUCAAAACACAUAAUUAAAUUCGAAUGUUAUAGAAAGUAUUUACUCGAACAAGCUGAAGCACAAAAAUUACACGCUAAAGAGUUCAAAGUCAAUCAAAACUACAGGCGAUUCUUGGUCAAGGUCAAAGAUCAUGCAGACUUUAAGCGCAAGAGACUUCAGGACAUCUUGGUUGAACCUGUGCAACGUAUCAGUCGAUAUUCCAUGAUGCUUCGAGACAUUUUACAAUUAACACCUGAAGAUCAUCAUGACUACCAAGGACUAAAGGCUGCUUGUGAAAAAGCAAGGGAAAUUGCUACCAUGGCAGACGAUGACCCAACCAAGACAGCCACCAUGUUUCUGAAUCUGUAUCAAUCCAUUAAGGACUCACCUUGCUCUUUGAUCAAUCAAAAGAGGUCUUUUAUUGCUCACCUAGAUGCCAUUGAGAUCCAUCGAGUGACAAAUAAGCCUACGCGUGCUGUUACUAUCUUUUUAUUUACAGACAAGAUCCUUGUAGCCAGUCGGUCUUCCAUUGACGCUAAAGGGAUUGAUAUUCAACAGAUAUUAGAAUAUUCAAACCCCAUGUCACCUACUUCCUUGUUCUCGGGUAAUAACAAAGACAACCGGGCUGAUAAACAUCAGUUGAGAUUCAAGGGAUGGGCAGACAUCGAAAGUAUUGAAAUGUUUGAAGGUGUUCCAGAACGUCCAGGGUCUUUCAUUCUCUCUGCUACUAACAUACCUGAGAUACAUAGAGAUGAAAUGUCAAAUCUCACAUCAUUUGAAAAGUAUUUUUAUAAAGGUCCUAGGCUUUAUUCAGUGAUACCUCAAAAAGAUGAAAUGUCUUCUCGCCUGAAAAGGACUGAAUAUGUCGAGAAGUCAGUGGAGUUUAGAACAGUCUACCAAAAGACAAGAGCUUUGAUGAAGCAAUACGAUGUGCCCGAAAACAAAGUGUAUCACAAGCUCUGGAAAGGUACUUUUACCUUUUGCAACAUUUACUAUAGCCAAGAAAGCUAUCUAGAUGCAAAAUACAAGAACGACUUUGCCCUUAUCUAUGUAGACAAUGACCAAAUCCAAUUAGAGACAUUGUUUCCUUCUCAAUCAUCACUGUACCACCCAUGGGUCAUUGGUCUUGUUCAGCCAGAAGAAAUGAAGGGGUUCCGGUUCAAUAUCUGUAGCAAGUUACGCUUCUCUUCCAGUACGACGCAUACGGAUCCAACCAUCGACUUUGAAAGCAUAUUUUGGAAUAACCUGCUCUAUUUAAACCAAUGUCUAAAACAAUCAAAUGAAUAUUUAACACAAACUAUUGUCAAGGUUCAGCAAUCAGUCCUAAAUAAUUCUCAACAGCAACAGCGGUCUAGAUCAAAAUCAAUAUCAAGAACAUCGAGUAUUCCUUCUAUCGGGAAGCUAUUCCAUAGCAAUGGUAGUACUAGUCGCUCAAGAUCGGUAUCACCUUCAAAAAUGAUCAAAAAGUCGAAAUCAGCUUCGUAUUCCGCAACGAGUAACCGUGCCUCUGUUCAUUAUGCUUCAUGGAGCGAACAGUAUUACAAGAGUGAAUCACAAGCUUCUUCUUUGGCCACACUCAACUCGUCUUUAUCUUCUUCCAGUGGUCACUUGCCCCAGGAUACUGAAUAUACAUAUGAUCAAAAAGAACUACCUCUUGAUAUCGUAAGUCAUACUAAAUACUGCUCUAUACUAACCUGUUGAAUAGCAAUUGAAUAUGCUUCAUUUACCUUCCACCACAAAAGAUCCGAGAAAGUCAUUCUACAUGAACUCAGUCGAAAGCAACAGACACGUCAACACGAUAUCUUCAUUGGGCAGUGAUAGCAGCGCCGGCAGCUCUUUUAGUAUUAUUGAAGACCUCAAUGAUGAUGUCCAUGACGAUCGUCAAGGCGAAACUGAUUUUAUGACACUCAAUGUCAUAUCAAAAGUACGUGAUUCAUAACUAAUUAGACUGGACCCAUUUAAAUCAUGUAUAGACAGCAACAUCACCACUGAAAUUUGAAGACGAAAUGCAGCAACAAUGGAAAGCACUUGCACAUAAAUAUGAACUUUAAUAAAAUAAAAUAAAAAAAUUAUAACGGCUUGAACAUUCA